UAUAGCAACAGCUGUAAUUAAUAUUCGUAUUUCUUUAAAAAACGGUUUUGGAGUUGUAAAUCCAUGUCAAGUCUUCAAAUAUUGAAGCAUUAUUCGUAAAUGUUGAUUACAUUUCUAUACCUCAAUUACAGUACCCCUUAACAUAAAUUAUUAAGAUUUAAAAUUAAAUUAUGUUGAAAUCAUUUCUUUUUAUAUAUUUAGUUCUCGGUUCACAACGAUGUGCCUCUCAAAUGGGACCAGACCCUUGGGAUGAAAAAGAUAAUCAGAUAAAUACAAAUGAAGAUGAUCUUCCCCCAGAUCUAAAAUUACCCAAAAAGAUCAUAAAAAACAAAGCACAAUCUAAUCAAGGAAUGAGUGAUUGGUUUUACAAACGUUUGUUGACAAUUAUUCUAAAAGGCGGACAAAAGAAGGAAAAUGAUGAUAGUACAAUUGACAUAUCUUUACAAAUGAAAUAUAGCCAAGAACAAUUAAAUGUUCUUGAUGAAUACAUAACUUCAGGUAAUGCUAUUUCAGAAGAAAUGUUCCGGAGAUCAAUUGCAUAUGUAGAGGAAUCUAUAUACAAGCCUUCAAUUACAGAAAAAAUUGCAAUGGCUUGGAGUGAAUACAUUUUCAUAUAUUUUGUAGAGUAUAAGGAAUAUCUUACAUGGGGAUUUAGUAUCCUUGCAUGUGUAGCUGGUACAUUUUGGUUGUGGCAAUACAUUUCCUACAAAAACAUAUUGAUAUCUAUAGCUAUAGUGUUAUAUCUGUAUGAAGCUUUCAUUUCCUAUAAAGAAGCAGAAAAAGAGGAAGUAACAAGAUUUUUGUCAGCUAUAAAUGCAUGCAAGUGGUACUUUUGGACAUCAAACUGCGAAGUUACACCACCAGACCCACUUGUAAUAUUAAAACAUAUGAAUCCUUUGAAAAUAGGCAUAAGAAUGUUUACAAUCAUUAUAACUGAGCCUAUGAUUACCAUUAGUGCUACUGUGAACACUAUGAUUAAUGGGAUCACAGCUGAUCUAUGGUACCCAUUGGACAAGAUUCUACAAGUAACUCUGCUUGUAGUUUUCAAUGGACUACUCAUAACUUUGCUAGUUUGCAUUAUUUUCAACUUCAUACUCAAUAUACCAUUACAAUUGAACUUCUUUUACAUAAUGAGUAUUGUGUUACCCAAGCACAAUAGGAAUAUAGGCACUGUAAAUGAAACACCUGUUGAAAAACCUCCAGAAGGUGAUAGAAUUAGCGGUGAAACAUUGAAUAGGUUUUUAGAUUUGUGUAACAAAGCCUUAAACACCACACAAGCAAAUGGCAGACAUAGUAAUGAUUUAUCUAUAACUAACUCAGGGUAUAGCUCUAUUCGGAGAUCAGCCAGUACUGGCAGACUGCAAAUCUUACCUUCAAAUGUUAAUAAUAACAACAAUGCUAAAAAUAACAAAAACCCCUCUAAAAACGCAAGACAUAAUGGAAGUGGUGACGCAUGAAACACAUCAUUGUCGAAACGGGAUGGUACAAAAAUCUGCCAACUCAUAUCUGAGUCUUAUCCUUUAUGUAUUAACUUGUGUAAUUUUUAUGUAAUUUUUAAUGUGUGUCAUUUUUUCACAUAAUAUUUAUUCAUUAUGUAAUUAUUUUUUUGUUGAACUGUCAUAAUUUUCAUUAAAUAUAUAAAUAGAUAACCUAAAACACAAAUAUUUUAUAUUUUAAUAUGUAACAAAUUAGUCAUAGUGCCCAACUCGAAAUUGUCUAGGUGUAAAUGUAAUAUAAUGUUGUUUUAAAAAUGUACUUAACUGUGAUAUUAUGCGCUUCAAUAAUUUUUAAUCAUGUUUUCGUUUUAUGGGCUAAAUAAAUAAACAACUAAAUAUUUCAUAUUUUAUUUCGUGAUGCCUUAUUGAGAAAGUGUUACAAGAUAAAUUAAAAAAUAUAAUAAUUCAAUUGAAAUAUUCGUUUCGGAUACAAUAAGCAGAAUUUUUUAUAAAAGAUACAACUGUAUCUAGGGACGAAGCAAAUUCUAAUCUUAAAUUCUAUGCUAUUGGUCAACAAACAUUCGCAACCUCAUAAUAAAUAACAUUUUAACAAAAUAUUUACAUCACUUCAAAUGCUUAGAUUCCCUUACUCUCGCACGUUGCCAAGCUUACAGACACUCCUUCCCUGAGGUGCCUACUUCCACCUACUCUAUGUCUAGGAUCUACCGCAGUAUCUUCUACGCUUUGCAAUUUAUGGAUCAAGCUAAAUAUACAAAUGUGAAUAAAUUAAUUAUUGU
This is a messenger RNA of Zerene cesonia (dogface butterfly), 2233 nucleotides long. RefSeq lists its product as uncharacterized. NCBI's taxonomy places the organism in Eukaryota, Metazoa, Arthropoda, Insecta, Lepidoptera, Pieridae. The transcript has 5 exons. The record is from RefSeq and is a predicted model, not a curated record. The coding region runs from base 171 to 1457 and encodes 428 amino acids.